GUGGAAAAAGCCAGCUCUCGUAUGAAGCAGCUGAAGCGUCAGCUGGAGGAGGCCGAGGAGGAGGCCACCCGGGCCAACGCCUCGCGCAGGAAACUGCAGAGAGAGCUGGACGACGCCACCGAGGCCAGCGAGGGUCUGAGCCGCGAGGUUCACACACUCAAGAACCGCCUCAGGCGCGGCGGCCCCAUCAGCUUCUCCUCCAGCCGCUCGGGCAGACGCCCCCUUCAGGUGGAGGGAACCUCCUUGGACCUCCUGUCCGACGACGAGCUGGAAAACAAGAUCACCGACAACAAUGCCAACGAGACGCCGGCGCCCCAGCCGGAGUAGACGAGGGAAGGCGUUAACUUUUCCCCUCCCAUCCACGAAUCAUCUCUCAGCCCUAAAAAUACUCCUCCCAGCUUGAAUAGGGACCCUCCGCUCCACGUCUGUAUAGAUCUAAACUCUCCAAACACACGCAGCAUGAAAACAUCGUGUCCCUGAACCUUAGCAGACACCAGCAGUUGGACCGCCAACGCUCUCGUAACCCCCCCACCCAAGUAAGAAGCACUACUUUGCCUUACCCCCCCCCCCCCGAGCUGCAGGGCUGCAUAACACAAUAGCAACUCCCAUCACGAGUCACAACUUCAGCAACCUGAAAGAGACACGAGCUGCGUCGCAGUUAGAAGUGCUUUACCUCAAAAAGCACAAAAACACAAACGAGAAAAUGUGGUCAACUAAAAAAAAAUACCCGCACACACGUUAGAUGAACGUUCUGAUUGAGCUCGUGCUUCGGUGAGUGUGUUUGGAUGAUAAUUAGCCUGUGAAAUAAAGAUGGACGAUGUGACGGCUCCC
Messenger RNA from Plectropomus leopardus (leopard coralgrouper), 831 nucleotides. Lineage: Eukaryota; Metazoa; Chordata; Actinopteri; Perciformes; Serranidae. The record is from RefSeq and is a predicted model, not a curated record.